AUAGUGAGUCUCAUAUUUGCUUCUGUGUAAAGCUCCUUGUUAAGCUAAAUAGCCCCUUUUGUGCUAAGAGUCUGAUAUCUAUAGUUAUCUUCUCAAUACUGCACUUAUUAUUCAAUGACACUUGCUAGGGAUUAUAGUUUUCCAACUGCUAUGUCUUCAUCUUUUGCAACUCUAGAAGAGAGACACCACCGUAACUUUCCUAACAUUUUGUGGGUUUCAUCAGGACAGGAACUGAUGAAUAACAACCCCGUCCCCUGUCAGGCAUUUCCGCUGGUCUCUGGUGGCAGUUCUGGUGGGAAUUCGUUUUCAUCUUCUUCCGGAUUCUGCAAUGGUGUCUAUGUUUCAUCUUCCUCCCAGGCACGGCCGCCCGUUUCUACAGUGCCAAGAGGCAGAACGACUGUUGCUCAUGUCUCUGAAGAAGGGCAGAGGCAGGAAUGUUCUUUUGAUACACAAUCUUUGCAAGUGAUCAAUCAGCCUCAAGAGCAGAGAAAUAUGACCUGGUCUUUAGAUCAGCUUCAGGGCUUCUUUGACAUUCCUGUUCCGGUUCCACAAGCGGAGAGCAGUAGAACUAUGGUCUCUUCCAAGGAAGUCCAUUCAAAAAACGAAUGGCCAGACUGGGCGGACCAGUUGAUGUCUGAUGAUGGUCUUGAACCAUGGUCAGAGCUUCUAGGUGAUUCUAAUGCCCUCAAUCUAGAUUCAAAGAUACCAACACCCUCUUCUGAUAUGGUAAGGCAAGAGAUAGUGCUUAAUAAUCAGCAUCAGGUGGAUCCAUCAAUGGAUCCUUUUAAUGCCAAAAACUCACCAGCUAGUUCAAUGACAAUGGAUCCUUUUAAUGCCAAAAACUCACCAGCUACUCCUUGUUAA
Camelina sativa (false flax) is the source of this 864-nucleotide messenger RNA. The record is from RefSeq and is a predicted model, not a curated record. NCBI's taxonomy places the organism in Eukaryota, Viridiplantae, Streptophyta, Magnoliopsida, Brassicales, Brassicaceae.